Acinonyx jubatus (cheetah) is the source of this 1175-nucleotide messenger RNA. RefSeq names its product olfactory receptor 6C75-like. The record is from RefSeq and is a predicted model, not a curated record. Gene Ontology annotation, molecular function: G protein-coupled receptor activity; olfactory receptor activity. NCBI's taxonomy places the organism in Eukaryota, Metazoa, Chordata, Mammalia, Carnivora, Felidae. The transcript has a single exon. Gene Ontology annotation, biological process: G protein-coupled receptor signaling pathway. Gene Ontology annotation, cellular component: membrane. Bases 158 to 1126 code for a protein of 322 amino acids.
GUAAUGAAUUCAGGUCCUUCUGAUUCAAGAACCAGCUGAAUAAACCACUUUGCUAUCUGCCUAGCCACCUUCCAGGAUAGGCAAAUAACUUAAUCCUGUGUUCCGCUAAAACCUUUGCCCUCCUUUAUGUCUUUAUUGUGGGUUAAGACCAGCAGGGAUGAUGCUGUGGAAAGAGAUGCCCAUGGAAAUAGGGAACGGGACCACUGUCCAAGAAUUCACCUUGGAGGGGUUUCCUGCCCUCCAACACCUGGGAAAGGUCCUCUUCCUGGUGCACCUGCUGGCCUACCUGGCAUCCAUUACAGGCAAUGCUGUCAUAGUCACCAUCACCUGUGCUAACUCCCGGCUCCAGACACCUAUGUACUUUUUCCUCAGCACUUUCUCCUUCUUUGAGUGUUGUUUCAUAAGUGCUGUUAUUCCUAAGUUGCUGGUCAUCUUUCUUUUAGGCCGGCAAACCAUUUCCUUUCUUGCCUGUUUCAUACAAGCCUUUGUGUAUGUAUACCUCGGAGCCACAGGUUUCUUCCUCAUAACAGUGAUGUCUGUGGAUCGGUACAUGGCCAUUUGCCAGCCUCUGCAUUACCCAACCAUCAUGAACCUCAAGACUUGCUUCCUCUUGGUCACUGCCUGCUGUGUUUUGGCCUUCCUUCUCAUCACUGGUCUGAUAGUAAAGGUUUCCCAGUUAUCGUUCUGUGGCCCCAAUGUCAUCCCCCACUUCUUCUGUGAUCUUGGUUCCCUGAUUCAUCUCUCCUGUUCUAAUACCAGGUUUGUUGAAAUGUUGGCCUUUGUCAUUGCUUUGUUUAUCAUUUUGACAUCCCUUAUCAUAACCAUCAUUGCAUACAGCAACAUAGUAGUCACAAUUGUGCGACUCCCAUCAGCCAAGGAGCGACAGAAAGCUUUCUCCACCUGCUCUUCUCACUUCAUAGUCCUCUCCCUGAUAUACAGCAGCUGUGUCUUUAUAUACGUGAAACCAAAGCAAACCAACAGGCUGGACUCCAACAGGGAGGCUGCCCUUGUGCAUACGGUGGUGACCCCGCUGUUGAACCCUGUCAUCUACACUCUGCGGAAUAAGCAGGUCCACCAGGCUCUGAGAGAGACAAUGUGCAGAAUGAAAAUAUCAAGACAAAAAUAAAAUCACAUGGCCUUGGAGUGGAAUGGUUCAGAAAAACAUUUGUCUUCAU